This is a messenger RNA of Zophobas morio, 3669 nucleotides long. RefSeq names its product valine--tRNA ligase. Bases 185 to 3337 code for a protein of 1050 amino acids. Gene Ontology annotation, biological process: valyl-tRNA aminoacylation. Gene Ontology annotation, cellular component: cytosol. Gene Ontology annotation, molecular function: ATP binding; aminoacyl-tRNA deacylase activity; valine-tRNA ligase activity. The transcript has 9 exons. The record is from RefSeq and is a predicted model, not a curated record. Lineage: Eukaryota; Metazoa; Arthropoda; Insecta; Coleoptera; Tenebrionidae.
CAUUACUCACGAGUCUUUCACUUCAACUUAAACACCGACCAACAAAAAAUUAUCUUCAGAUUUUUGGAGGUUAUCAACGUUUCACGUUCCACCUGACAUUACGUCAGCGACGUCAUCUGCCAUUUCCCUGCCCUGUCAUUCCAUUGUCAAAAUUCUUCGGCAACGUGCUCAGUGGUGUUAAGUGAUGGCUGAUGAAACCGAAAAAGUGCUGCAAAACGGCACCGCAGAGCCUCCCAAAACAGCGAAACAACUGGAGAAGGAGGCCAAGAAGCAGGCCAAACUCGACAAACUUAAGCAAAAACUAGAAAAACAGCAGAGUGCUGCUCCCAAAAAAGAGAAUGAGAAAAAAGAGAAGAAAAAGGAGGUGAAGGAAGCGGCUGUGUACAGUAUUGCAACCCCUGAGGGUGAAAAGAAAGAUAUCGAGCAUUCUUUGCCUGAUGCCUACAGUCCGGGAUUUGUGGAAGCCGCGUGGUACCCGUGGUGGGAGAAGCAGGGCUUCUUUAAACCGGAAUAUGGGAGAAAAUCCGUUUCUGAGCCAAAUCCAAAGGGGAAGUUUAUUAUUAUUAUUCCACCACCUAAUGUCACAGGAUCGUUGCAUCUUGGUCAUGCAUUGACUAAUGCAAUUCAAGAUUCCAUUGUGAGAUGGCACAGAAUGCGAGGUGAAACAAGUUUAUGGAAUCCAGGAUGUGACCACGCCGGCAUAGCCACUCAAGUAGUGGUGGAAAAAAAAUUAUGGAGAGAAGAACAGAAAACACGCCACGAUAUCGGGCGUGAAGGCUUCGUUAACAAAGUGUGGGAAUGGAAGAACGAAAAAGGCGACAGAAUAUACCACCAACUGAAAAAAUUAGGUUCAUCCUUCGACUGGGACAGGGCUCAAUUCACCAUGAACCCUAGAUUGUCGCGCGCCGUAACCGAGGCCUUCGUACGUUUACACGACGAAGGCUACAUUUACCGAGCGAACCGACUGGUCAACUGGUCGUGUACUCUCAAAUCUGCUAUUUCUGACAUCGAAGUGGACAAAAUCGAGAUUCCAGGACGUACAUUUUUGUCGGUGCCUGGCUACACUGAGAAAGUAGAGUUUGGCGUAUUGGUGUCGUUCGCCUACAAGGUGGAAGAUUCCGAUGAGAAGAUCGUGGUAGCGACCACUCGUGUUGAAACAAUGCUUGGUGACACCGCUGUCGCUGUACAUCCAGAAGAUCCUCGGUACAAACACCUCCACGGCAAAUUCGUGGUUCAUCCGUUUUGUGAUCGACGAUUGCCGAUUGUAACCGAUGAGUUUGUAGAGAGGGAUUUCGGCACCGGAGCUGUGAAAAUCACUCCUGCGCAUGAUCCUAACGAUUACGAAGUCGGAAAACGGAAAAACUUGCAUUUUAUUACUAUAUUUGACGAUAAGGGGUACAUUUACGGGGACUAUGGCAUUUUUACGGGAAUGAAGCGCUUUGAAGCUAGAAAAGCUAUCACUGAGGAGCUGAAGAAGUUGGAUUUGUAUGUUGAAACUAAGAACAAUCCUAUGGUGGUGCCAGUGUGCAGUCGCAGCAAGGAUAUCAUCGAGCCGAUGUUGAAGCCUCAGUGGUACGUCAAGUGUGACGAAAUGGCCGCUAAAGCUGUGGAAGCUGUUGAUUCUGGAGAAUUGAAGAUCAUACCUGAGAUGCACAUUAAGACGUGGCAUUAUUGGAUGAAUGGGAUCAGGGAUUGGUGCAUUUCAAGACAGUUGUGGUGGGGGCAUAGGAUUCCGGCGUACUUUGUGAGGUUGAAGAGUAGAUGCACAGGAAAGUCAGCCCCAGGUACCGAAGCCAAUGCCCACUGGGUUUCAGGUCGCACCGAACAAGAGGCUCGCGAAAAAGCGGCCAAACAUUACAAAACCACCAUCGACGACGUCAUCCUCACUCAAGACGAAGACGUCCUCGACACCUGGUUCUCAUCCGCCCUCUUCCCGUUCUCGAUCUUCGGCUGGCCGGAAGAAACCGAAGAUCUUCAAGUAUUCUACCCGACUUCCCUUCUCGAAACCGGCCACGACAUCCUCUUCUUCUGGGUGGCGCGGAUGGUGUUCUUCGGCCAAAAACUCCUGGGCAAACUACCAUUCAAAGAAGUCUACCUCCACCCGAUAGUACGCGACGCCCACGGUCGCAAGAUGAGCAAAUCCUUGGGCAACGUGAUCGAUCCGAUGGACGUGAUCCACGGGAUUGCCCUGGAGAAUCUGCACGAACAGCUGCUUAAUAGUAAUUUGGAGCCGACGGAGAUUGAGAAGGCGAAGGCCGGCCAGAAGCGGGAUUAUCCUGAUGGAAUUCCGGAAUGCGGGACGGAUGCUUUAAGGUUUGCGUUAUGCACGAUGUGCUCCGGACGUGACAUCAACUUGGAUAUUCUGAGAGUGCAGGGGUACAGAUUUUUCUGUAAUAAGAUAUGGAAUGCGACGCGGUUCGCUCUCAGCUAUUUCAGCAGUGAUUUUGUGGCUCCGGCAACUGGGGAGUUCGUAGGGAAUGAGAAAGUGAUGGAUUUGUGGAUGUUGAGCAGGUUGGCGUCUGCUGUGGCAGAUGCUAAUCAAGGGUUUAUGACGUACGAUUUUCCAACAGUGACCACUGCUAUCUACAACGUGUGGUUGUAUGAACUUUGCGAUGUUUAUUUGGAAUACUUGAAACCAGUGUUUGCGAGUGGUGACGCAGCUACUAAAAAAACCGCACAAGUCACAUUGUAUAGAGCGUUAGAGGUGGGGUUGCGUCUUCUUUCGCCGUUCAUGCCGUUCAUUACUGAGGAGCUUUACCAACGACUACCCAGACCCCAAUCAGUGAAAGAUAACAUUCCCAGUAUAUGUGUAGCCCCAUACCCAGAGUCUAGCGAGUGUUCCUGGAGGAAUGAGACCAUUGAAAAUGAGGUCGAUUUUGUGCAGAAAAUAGCCAAAGCGAUUAGGUCUGCGCGGAGUGACUAUAAUCUACCCAAUAAAACAAAAACUGAGGCUUAUCUCCAAUGUAGCGACUCCGCUACAGAGACAACAGUUACCAAGUACAUAGAAGCUCUGCAGACUCUCUCCUACUGCUCCAAAAUCGGGGUCAACGAAAAAGCUCCUCAAGGUUGCGCCAUAAUCACCGUUUCUGACAAGUGUCAAGUGAAUUUGCUACUCAAAGGUUUGAUAGAACCAUCAAAAGAGAUCGCUAAAAUACAGAAGAAGCUGGAAUUCUUGGAAAACACAAAGAAUAAGCUGAAUCAAGCGAUGACUGCGGCCGAUUAUGCAACAAAAGUACCCCCAGAAGUACAACAAACGAACAGCGAGAAAUGGUCGCAGACCACCAUCGAGUUGGAAAGGUUACAAUCUGCAAUUCAAGCAUUAAAAUUAAUGGAAUAAUAAAGGAGUAGUAUAAUUAAUUUAAGCAAUACGUUUCGUCAUCAUGUUUUCACAGGGUUGGAUUAUAAUAAGUCAUACCUACUUUGAUAUUUUCACCGUUGUGCUCAUAGAAGAAAUUCGCUGUAGCAAAAAUUACCUAUUAUUUAUUGACUUAGUAACUUAUUGUGUCGUCCGCUUCAUCUAUUUAUUGUUUUUAAAUAAGGUGGUUGUAAAUUUAAUAAAUUAUGGAGGCAUUUACAUUUUUAAUCAGGUGAAUAUACAGUUACAAUCACAGUAUUAUAGCUUAGCCUAUAUUUAAGUUCCAUAUGACGUAAUAAAAUUUUCAAUUGUUA